Messenger RNA from Anas platyrhynchos (mallard), 7270 nucleotides. RefSeq names its product rotatin (gene RTTN). Gene Ontology annotation, cellular component: ciliary basal body; centrosome; centriole. Lineage: Eukaryota; Metazoa; Chordata; Aves; Anseriformes; Anatidae. The record is from RefSeq and is a predicted model, not a curated record. Gene Ontology annotation, biological process: centriole replication; centriole-centriole cohesion; ciliary basal body organization.
CCGGACCGCUCGGGGCCUUCCCUGUACGGGCGUGCGCGGGGAGCGCCCUGCUCCCAAGGUGCUCCGCGACGGAGCCGGGGCAGUGAAGCGAAGGGGACUACGUUUCCCGAGGUGCCCCGCGGGCGGCGCUGGCCGGGCGCGGCGGGGCGGUUGGCGGAACCGGCGCGGCGGUUGAAUUGCGGCGGCAGGAGCGCCAUGGAGCUGGCGGCGCUCGUCAGGAAGCUGGGUCACGAGCUGGCGGAGAUUCGAGAACGCGCUCUGAGGAAUAUCCUGCUGAAACUGGAUCACAACUUGAUUUCCUACGCCGAUCUAGUCCAGGAGAAGGUGCUUUUCCUUAACCUGCUGGAGUGGUUCAAUUUUCCGGUAGUGCCAAUGAAAGAGGAAGUGCUGAAUUUUGUGAGCGGUUUGAUCAAGCAUCCAGCUGCUGCCCAGAAGAUGAUUGGAAUUGGUGCUGUGGAGUUCUUCUCUCAGCUUCGUGCUGAUGUUGAACCAAACUUGCAAGCUAUAAUUGAUGGGAUUGUGGAUGGACUGUUCUUACUUCCUGCUGAAAUUCCUAGUUAUUUAUCACGAGAUUAUCAGGCUCAGUCUCAGUCUUCAGUAGAUCAACAAGUUCCACCUCAAGAGGAAUUAUUCACUGGAUAUUUUUGUCAAGAUAGAAGCACUAUGCCACGGUUAGAAAUACCUCUCAAAAGAACACAUGCAAAAUGCUUGAAAUUUUCCACUUUUCCUUGGCUAACUCUUACUUCAACUGAUAGACACAUUCUUUCAUCAAAUGAAAGCUCUUUGAGAAGUAGCAACCAAAGUUUAAUUUGGAGUACUUGUGAGCUUCUUCAGGAUGUGAUUAUGCAAGAUUUUCCUGCUGAGAUCUUCCUUCAAAGACCAAAGAUUGUUCAGAGCCUUUUAUCUCUGCUAAACCUGGCUUUUGGAGGAGAUGGAAGGCAUCGGUUAGCUUUGCAGGCCGUGUCUUGCCUGCAACAGUUGUGCAUCUUCUUAAGAAGCAGACUUAACUUUCACAGAGAUCCAAGUUUUUUUUCCACUGAGCAAGGCACAGCUUCACAGAAUUCAUCUAUAUCUUAUUGUCAAGAAGCAAGAGGUCCUCCUCGUUCUCAGAAUCCAUCACCUGGAAGUAGUAGUCCUCGGCCAUCUGUGAUUGGAAGGACAGUUCAGCGUCCUAGAGGAGAUGGUCAAGAUUGGGAUGCAGCGUCUUCUAGUGGAAACAGUACUCAAGCAAAUGCAAACUCGAGAAUCUCUCUGCAUUCUCCACUUGAUGUGCGACAUAUUGGCCUGCCAGAUACUGAGAAUGAAGACACUUUAGAAUUGCAGAUGAAGCAGCUUAGCCUUCCUCAGUUCUGUGUUUCAGUCUUGGAAAACGCUAUACCUCUUCUAAGAACAGGCAGUAGGAGAGUGACAAUGGAAGUUCUUGAGUUGCUUGUUGAAAACAUGUACCUUAUUGGUGAUGCUAUUUCUGAGAAUGUUUGGGAAGAUGAAAGCCUUUUUGGAUUGGAACUGAGAGACAAAUUGCUUCUGGUCUUGGGUUUGCUUGGAGAAACUAUAUUAUAUCACAAAACCAAUAUAAGUGCAGAGCAGCCUGAGGUGAUGAUGGUGCAUCACAGAAUGGCGUUUACUAGCAUUUCUCUUUUCACUAUUAGAUUGCUGCAAACACUUCUCCCCGUAGAAAAGGCGAGUAAAGUUUCACAAAAGAGUUUGCUGAAUGCUUUAUUUCUUCUCUCUAUGGAUGUACCCUUUUCCUUGGAAUAUCCAAGCAUUCAUGAAGCUGUUGCAGCCUACCUGGAGCAGAUGAGUUCCGAGAACUAUAGUAUUUAUAAAAAAGCUUCAGAAGCUGUUUAUUCCACUGAAUGCACUUGUAGCUUUAUGACUGAAGUUCAUAAGAAGGGAGAGAAGAACUUUCCUGAAUUAUUAGAAUUGGCAGAUCAAGCCUUAAAUAGCCUACCCUACCAUCAACAUAUGCCCUUGCUUCAGGAAUGCAUUCACAUGUGCUCAAAUCUUUGGAAGUCUGGCCAGGCAAACCCAUUGCUUCAGACUGAGGGUCAGAAUGUGCUUCUCCAUCUAUUGGCUCAUCCUCUGCUGAAUAUAAAAACUGAAGCUUAUCGCUGCUGUCUUGAAGUGGUUAAGGACUGUCUAGGUGUUCAUAAUAUUGCUAAGCCUGUUUCUUCAGUCUGUCAUGGAGUACACUUUCUUCUUCAUCCAAAAGUUUUAUAUGAAAUCACUACGUUUGGCCUUCAGGAAGAUAAAAAUGAGGUACAUUCUGCAGCCAAAGCCAUUCUGAUGCAUCUGUUGCAGGGCCGAUUAGUAAUGGCAGUAUUGACUUGGAACAAGUUUAUUGAAGCUCUCUAUCCCAUCAUUCCUGUUUUACAGGGUUACGCUGACACAAAAGAUAAGCUAGGUAACUGCAUCCUCACUUUGAGUGAAACGUCUUCUGACAAAGGAGAGGGUAUUCUCCCUAGAACUACUAGACUACGAGCUGCUCUGCGUCUUCUUUUCUCAAAAAAGCAGUUGGUUCGAUCUAUAGCACUUAAACAUCUAGUAUUCCAUCUUUUGAAUGAAGAAGGAGCAAGCCUGAAACGCCCAAAUCUGCAUGGCAGUGUGUUUUCCAGCAUUUCAAACUUAUUUAUUAUAGAAAAAGUUAUUGAGCUGAAAUUGGAUGAUAAAAUGGAAUCAAUAUUUAAGGUAGAAACUGUUGAAAAGCUUCAUGACAUCUUGACUUCUGAUGCUGUUGACCUAGUUUUACGAAAGUCUGCAGCUGAGCAGCUAGCCAUCAUUUUACAAGAUACCAAAAUGCAUGGCAUUGUGAAAAAGCUGGGUGUGAUAGAAAAGAUUCUGGCUUACCUUAACGAAUGUGUACAUGUGGAUGGCAAGGUAAUGGAAUCCAUAGUGUUACCCUGUCUGACACUCUUACGGAAACUUGUGUAUGCUGAUCCAGUUGUUCGUUUGUCUCUAGCACAGCAAUCAUCUUUGUUGCUUUUGCUCUUCAGAGUUUCCCUGAUAUUCCAAAAUGAUCAAGCUGUUUUAAUGGAAACUACAGUAUUGCUUUGUCUUCUGUUGUUUGACGAAGUAGCAAGAGCAGACACGUGGGCUAAUGGCAUAACCAGUAAUGGUACUGGUCUACCUGCCUUCAGUUUGCCUGUUGCUGUUGUUAGACGAUAUCAUCUCCCAGUCAAAAUCACUGCUCAUCAUGCAGUUAGCCCUAAUUGUGUUGUGGUGCCGUUGUCUUCUGAGUGCUUGGCUAUGAAACCUGUGUCAGAUAUGCUAAAGAUGGCUUGGAAUCUGUCGUGGUACCAUGGGGUUGAGAACCUAUUGCAACUGACAAACUAUGAGAAGCAAGCAGAAACAUUUUUAGACAUGCUAAAACUCUCCUCAGAAGACCUACUUUUAUUGAAAAUAACUCACACAACCUAUGGACUGCAGGACUGUCUUAAUUCAAUCAUUCAGGCAGUAUCCCACAGAGAUGUAAGGGCUGCACUCACUAGGCUGAGUUUUUAUGUUCUGAAUGACAGACUUGCUUUAAAAUGCAUCUCUGGGUCUUGUCGAAACACUUUGAAGAGCUUUGUUUGGCAAAAAGCAAUAAAUAGGUUUCUGCAAGUGCUUCCAGCUUCUGCUGAGGAUGAAAAGCUUUUGGUAGAUGUCCUAAGAUUUUUAAACAAAUUGUGUAGAGAGCAGAGAGCAAGCUUGGAGGUAGACCAUCUAAAGUGGAUCAUGAAGUCAUUGCUUAAAAACAAGCCAAAUUCCCUUUUGGGCCUUCUUGUGCGACCAGAAUCCCAAGAGCAGGAUGAAAUAGAUGAAAUACAGACUGCUGUCAGGCAGCAACUUGAUAAAGAACUCAUUCGUCUUUUUAACUCAUUGUUAUUUUGCUCAAUGUCGGUGACUGACAGAGAGGGCUUGGAACUUGCUGGCUCUUUCAGAACUGAGCUGGCUCUGAAGCUGCUACAAUGCUUACGGCUAACAGAUGCACCACAUUUUUAUGGACUUCCCUUACUGGAGAGAACAUUGCAAGGAAUGGUUCAUGUUACUGCACUGCCAGACUGGAGUGCAUAUUCUGCUACAGUUGAACCUGUCACAAUUUGUAAGAAAUAUUUAACAGGUCUUCUUGAGGUCAUCUCAUCGUUUUAUGUUGAAUGGGGAGGAAAUGCUAUGUCCUUCAUGGGAAAAGGUGUUACAAAAAGCACAGUUCUUUGCUUGCUUCACUUAUCUCAUGAAAUGAUGGCUCAAGCCAAGGAUAUGGACUGGAUAUCCCUUUGGUCUUUGCCUUACGAUAACAGUGAAGACCAACUUCCUUCUCACCUAGGUCUGGCAUGGCUGGUUCCUUUAUGGGUAGAUAGAGACCCUGAGGUCAGAUUCACAGCACUUGGAAUAGGAUCAGCUCUUACAUCUCUUGAAGCAGGAUGUAUUGCUUUAGCAGAAAGUUGCCAGAACAUUUCAGGAGGGCUAUGGGGAACAGUGAUAAACAUCCUUCUGGACCAAUCUGAAUGUAGCAUGGUACGCAGGGAGGCUGCUUUUAUUCUACAAAAUCUUCUUGUGAUUCCAAUUCCUACUGAAGAAGUGAAAGAUUGUGUUUGGCAAGGCCCCUGUGUACAUGAUGAAGAAUCUGGCCUCUCCCAGACAGGAAAACCGGCACUUAAUGCUCUUUUGUAUCACUGUCAAUUUUACGAACAUUUGAAUCAGAUGGUGAAACACUGUUACCUAGGUUGUUAUAUGUUUGAUUUAAAUUCUUCCAGGGAGGACAACCACAUUAUUGAAAAAAGUGGUAUAACUGAUUUGGACGAUUCUCUUAAUCUUUGGAAAGUUCCAGCCAGUCAAAGCCAUUCUUCACAUUCUCAGUCAACAUCAGAAACUAUGAUUCUAUCUGCAUCACAGUCACUGGAAAGUGUUACUGAGCUUCGGUCAACGGUCCCAACAAAUUCAAACAAUUUCAUUCCAGAAACUGCAGUUAGUCGGCUUACAGCACAAGGUCAAAGUGAUACUACCACAGCAGCAUCUCCAAGUCAACAUGAUUCUGCCACAUCUGCUAUGUCUAAACAAUGUGCUGUAGUCACACCUGCACUUUUGUCAGCAGUUUGCAGCCUUCUGCACAAUCUGAUGAUUGUUACACCAAAAGAUACUGGAAUUGCUCUUCAACAAGUACAUUUGCUAACAGCUCUCAGCAGCCUUGUAAGUGCUAAUCUGGUUGAGAGAUAUAUCUUGGAAUUGAAAGCUCCACUGGGUCAUCCAUGUCAUACAGAACAUGUAAAAGCUCAGGUACUAUUGCUACUCCAAUACUUAUCAUCUGUGUCCAGGCUUCUGAAAGCAUGUUUACUAGUGGACUCUCAGCUUGUAAUCCAGGAUGAACUGUUGAAACCUCUCUUGGGAAAUACCUUCACUAUUCUCUCCAUUCGCUGUAAAGAUGGGCUAGAUACUGAGUUAACAUCUGUACUUCGUGAAACCUGGGUAGACCUCUUCAACCUUCUAACUACAUUAUUGUGGAAGAAUAGCCAAAUAUCUUUUCCAUUUGUGACAGCAGCUCUUGCAAAUCACUGUACAGCCAUAAUUGAUACCAUUUGUGAUUGUGUUCAUCUGUCAAACACAUAUCCUGCUUUAUUUAUGGCUAGUUUACAGUUCCUCUCUGUCCUUUUGAGUGAGGAAGGAAGACGACAGCUCCAAGAUGAACAGAGUAUAUGUCAGAACUCAACUGUUAGCUUUUUUUUAGAUCACGUUGAAGGAAGUCAAACAUCAGUAAUUCAACUUACUGAAUUAAUUAUUCAGGUCUGUGAAAGGAAAUCUUCAAAAGAUGUGCUGAAGGAAGUUGCUGUAAGUGCAUUGCUGUCUCUGUUGGCUGUCAGUAAAAGCGCCCAGAAAUGUGCUUUAGAAGUUGACCUGAUAGACAAUUGUAUAGAACAGAUGAAACAUAUUCAUGUACAGCUGAAUUUGGAUUCUCUAAAGCCUGGGAAAGCACAGAGAAAAAAGGAGGAUAGCCUUAACAAGCAAUUAAGAUGUGCUAUGCAGCUCCUUAGAAACUGCCUCUUUCGGAAUGAAGAAUGCAAAAUGGCAGCACUCAAAGUUCAUCUUGUUCCUGUUCUGAAUUUGCUAUGGCCAUGGUUUUUAAUAGAUGACUCCUCAAUGGAAAUUGCUCUGCAUUUGCUUUGUGUCUACACGGCAAACUAUCCUGCAGGUUGUACUUCACUUUGUUGGGUCAGCAGUGGACAGCCAUCACUUUCUGUACGAAGUGCAGCUGGCAAUUCAUUAAUGCAUAACAUCUUGAAAUUGGCUUCUCAAGUAUCAAAUGAUAACAGCUCACUUCAGCAGGUGGUCUUCAAUCUUCUUUCUAACCUUGCUUUGUCUCAUGACUGUAGAGGCAUUAUUCAUAAGAGUAACUUCCUGCAGAACUUUUUGUCCCUUUCAUUACCAAAAGGAAGUCAUAAAAAUCCUAGUAACAUAUGUAUUCUUUGGCUAAAGCUGCUACUGAACAUAUCUUUUGGAGAAGAUGGACAGCAAAUGAUUAUGAAGAUAAAUGGUUUUAUAGAACAGAUCGUGGAAAUGUGUAAAAACAGGCACAAGAAUAGCCAAUAUAUAGCACUACUUAUUCUACAUAACAUUUGUUUUAGUCCACCAAAUAAACCCAAAAUAUUAGCUAAUGAUACGGCUGUUGCAGUGCUGUCUACCUGUUUGGAAAGUGAUAGUGAAGCAGUUCAGAGGAUAGGAGCAGCUUCACUUUGGGCUUUGCUUCACAACUAUCAGAAGGCAAAAGUGACUCUGAAGAAUCCAUCAAUAAGGAGAAAAAUAGAUGAGGCUUAUUCUGUAGUGAAGACUACUCCACAGCCGGAAGGGAACGAGCUAAAUGCCUACUACAUAAGAUGCUUAGAGAAUAUUGUGCAGCUUCUUGAUUGUUAAUGAUUAUCAGAUGAAUUCUUAUCUUGAAAUUGGACAGAUUAGUUCAAUGGGAGCCUGAAACUUAAAGAAAAGACUUGUAAUUCAUGGAUUUAUGAAAGUAGCAUGCAUGCUAUGGAAGAAAUUUAUGAAGCCUUUGAAGGAGUUGAUCACUUUGAACCAAAGAAGUUGCACUAGUUGUGGCUCAGACUGUUUGUACUCUAAUCCCAACUGGGAAGUUGUAAUGAUGCUGCUAUGUAAAGUAUGUACACAGGAGAAUGAAUGUACAGAGGAAAAGGAUGUGAAAAAUCAGUAAUCUUCUUAAAUUAUGCAUUGAAAUUGUUACUGUAAAUUAUUAGAGUUGUGGUUUCAGUUUGGUCUUAAUAAAAUUUUGUUUGUUUUUUAAUUCACA